Messenger RNA from Trichogramma pretiosum, 918 nucleotides. RefSeq lists its product as uncharacterized. The coding region runs from base 297 to 800 and encodes 167 amino acids. Lineage: Eukaryota; Metazoa; Arthropoda; Insecta; Hymenoptera; Trichogrammatidae. The record is from RefSeq and is a predicted model, not a curated record. Gene Ontology annotation, cellular component: BLOC-1 complex. The transcript has 2 exons.
ACAUAUUUCUCAACGAUGUCACGUGAAUUAUGGAUUUUUCAAUAUAUGGAAUCGAUUAUCAGCGAUUGUUGAGCAUGUUCAAUUGCUAUCUGAGUCCCGAAACUCGCAUCGUUAGAUACACGUAGUUUUGAUUCAUUCGCUGCCGUCCAGUCGAUAGAUUGUUGUGGUUUGUUUGAACGCACGGUAAAUAUGCAAGUGCAGAUUUGCACUUGAUCGGUGCAAUCGAGAGUCGAUUUCUCAUUAUCGUAAUUUUUUCGUGGCAUCGUGUAAAGUGAAAAUUUGUAGAAAUUACAAUUAUGCAAGAACCGAAAGCCGUGAUAGUGUCCGGUGAAGCACCUGAAUCGGACGACGAAGUCACCAUCAGGGCGGGCAUGAGCUUCCCUACUAUGCUCGUGCAGAACACCUGCGGUACGAUCCAAGGCGAGGCUCUCGAGUCCGACGACGAGAAUAACAGUGUGAGCAGUGUCGGCUAUGCCGUCGAUCCAUCCACAUGCUCGUACACGAGCGAGGUCAGGGUGCACAAAGUCGAAAAAAGCUGCGUCAAAUAUAACAGUUUGCUUCAUAGAAAAUUGAGAGACUGCAAUAAGUCACUUGAUAGAAAUAUCAGAGAACUCAUGACCACAACAGUCAACAAUGCUGUCGAACAGUUAGUCGACACCAAUAAACAGUUAGUGAAAAGUGAAUUAACUUUGCAGGAAGCGGUGUGCAAAAUGCAGGAAUCAGCUAAUAACUUUGAACAGGCAUUGCGUUCCUUGCAAAGAACAUUGGAUGAAGAUUAUUUUCACAAUAUUAAAAUUUGAUUUAAAAUUAGUUUUUGUAGAUAAGUGAUUAUUUUUGUAUAAAACUUUGUUAAAAUUUAAGUAUUGGUUAAGUAGUAAGGAAUGUUUAUAAUGUUAAAUAAACUCUUUAUAGAAAUGG